CAUGGCUUUCCUUCGUUCAUGCGUCAUGUAAGCGACCUUUAUUUUGAAGGCGGUCACCGGAAACAGCUGUUGUUUCGUUGUUUAUAACUUGACUGCGGCUGCGCUGUGCAGACUGCAAACAUGGACGUCACAUGUGAGAGAAUGACCUGAACAUGAUCCUCGCGGUGAUCUGUGGGAAAAACCAGCAGAGACAACAAGUGGAGGGCAGACAGGCGGCAUGACAGAGGAGAAAUGUCCCCAGCUGGUGGACUACUUUGUAGUGGCAGGUCUCGACCCUGCGGGGCCCUGGAGGCCCCUGGACGAGGAUGGAAAGACCUCCACCAACUCCUCCUCGACGCCCUCCUCCUCUUCCUUGUCUUCGUCGGGCCGGGCAGUGGAGUCGGUGACAGACCUGGCCGUGAUCGCCCGGGGUCUCGGGGAGGAAGUGCCGGAGGGCUUCACCUGCAUUGAGAAGACCCUCGGCGGACACUCGGCCGAGCUGAGCGCCGGCCUCAUCAACAACCCACACCUAUUCCUGUGCUACCGCCGAGGUCGGGACAAACCGCCCAUCCUGGACCUGGGGGUUCUGUAUGAGGGGAAGGAGCCGCUGAAGCAGGGCUGGUACGUCAUCGAGACGACGCCCUACAGCCGCUCGGCCAAUCUGAGCUCGGGCGGCGCCCCGACGGCUCACCGGGUGUUCCUGAUGUACCGACGGGCUCUGGACUCACAGGGCCUCCACAUGCUGGGCGUCACUGACAUUGCCCUGCUGCUGCCCAGCAAGGGAGAGGUGGCCCCGCACACCUUCUGCCGGGUCGACAAGAACCUCAACACCGGCAUGUGGGGUCCAGCCCUGUAUGUGUGCUACAAGAGAGCUGUGGCCAAAGCCAACGCCCUGGUCUACAAGGCCAGUCUUAUCAGCCGGUACCCAGAGGAGGACCUGGAGGCGUUUCCUCUGCCGGAGUCGGUGCCGGUCUUCUGUCUGCCGAUGGGUGUCACUGUGGAGAGCUGGCCUCUAAACACCAAGUACCAGCUGCCUGUCUUCUCCACCUUUGUCCUCACCUCCGCCUCCGGGGACAAGGUUUACGGCGCAGCCAUCCAGUUCUACGAGUCGUUCUCCAGGGAGCUGCUGUCGGAGCGGCAGAGCGUGCUGCUCGGGCUGCUCAGCGUGGUCGACCGGCGGCCGAUCACCAGCCGCAGCCUGCAGGUGAAGAAGAGCAUCUGCGUCCUCUCCCACUGGCCCUUCUUCACCGUCUUCCAGAAGUUCCUCACCUUCGUCUACAGAUACUCCAUCUCCGGGCCCCACGUCCUGCCGCUUGAAAAACACAUCUCAAGCUUCAUGCACAACGUCCCGUUUCCAUCCCCCCAGCGGCCCCGCAUCCUCGUUCAGCUCUCUCCGUACGACAACCUGCUGCUCUGCCAGCCGGUCUCCUCUCCACUCCCACUCAGCGGUGCAAGCUUCCUGAAGCUGCUGCAGAACCUCGGCCCAGAAAACGCCUGCACGCUGCUGCUCGCCGUCCUCACUGAACACAAGCUGCUUCUGCACUCGCUCCGCCCUGACGUCCUCACCUCCGUCAGCGAGGCCCUCGUCUCCAUGAGCUUCCCUCUACGCUGGCUCUGUCCCUACAUCCCUCUGUGUCCGCUGCAGAUGGCUGAUGUGCUUCUGGCGCCGAUGCCCUUCAUCGUGGGCGUCCACUCCAGCUACUUUGACCUAUAUGACCCCCCCACUGAUGUGGUGUGUGUUGAUCUGGACACCAAUACCAUAUUCCAGCUGGAGGACAAGAAGCCUUUGUCGUGGCGAUCGUUACCCAGGAAGCCCGGCAAGACCCUGUUCAACACCCUCACCAACCUCAACAAGACCCUGGAGAAGAUUUGCAGUCCCGGUCAGGAGGAGGCGACGCUGGAGUUCCUGUUGACCGACUACGAUCAGAUCUACAGGAGUCAGAAGCAGCUGGAGCUGGAGAUCCAGGAGGCGUUCCUUCGCUUCAUGAGCUGCCUGCUGCGAGGAUACCGAACCUUCCUGCUGCCCAUCACCCAGGCGCCGUCGGACACCACCACCGACUGCAGCUCCCUGUUCAACUUGCAGGGUUUCCUGAAGUCUCGGGAUCGAACGCAGCAGAAGUUCUACACUCAGCUGACGAGGACUCAGAUGUUCACUCAGUUCAUCGAGGAGUGCUCCUUCGUCAGCGACCGACACGCCUGCCUUGAGUUCUUUGACGAGUGCGUCCAAAAGGUGGACGUGGAGAAGCCGGAGGAGGUGAGGCUGAUCGAUCUGGAUGAGACUCACAGCGGAGAACACACAGUUUUCAUCAUGCCUCCUGAAGAACCUCAGGAACCUGACGGGUCGGAGUGUCCCGCCCUCUACAGUUAUGAAACCUUCCCCAUACUGAAGCCAGAGCUCUUUGACCGGCCCCAGGACCAGCUCCGGGUCCCGGCUAAAGGCAGCGCCCCCAGUAGCCCCGCUCCCAGACGCACAAAACAGGAAAUCAAGUUGGCCCAGAAGCGAGCUCAGAAGUACUCUUCGGUGCCGGACAUGUGGUCCAAGUGCCUGCUGGGUCACUGUUACGGCCUCUGGUUCAUCUACCUGCCCACUUUUGUUCGGGCGGAGAUUGCUAAGGUGCGCGCGUUGCACACGGCCUACGACGUGCUCAAACACAUGGAGAACCGCAAGGUGGUGCUGCCGGACGAGGUGUGUUACAGGAUCUUGAUGCAGCUGUGCGGUCAGUAUGGUCAGCCGGUCCUCGCCGUUCGAGUCCUGCUGGAGAUGAAGAAGGCUGGAAUCACACCCAACACCAUCACCUACGGAUACUACAACAAGGCGGUGCUGGAGAGUAAGUGGCCCUCCACCAGUCAGGGUGGACGUCUCCGCUGGGCCAAGCUGAGGAAUGUCCUGCUGGCUGUGGCCCACUUCAGACAGCCAAUCAAACAACGGCAGAAGAGCGGCUCGGUGGGGUCACGGGGAGAAGCGAUGUUGUACCCUGACCAGAGGCCCCGUCCCCACUCCACUCUGUUUCGUCAGUCCAGUUGGAGCGCUCUGUCUGAAAGCUCCAGUCACGAGUCUCUGACGGGUUCACUGGUGAAGAGCAACAGUCUGAGCAGCAUGAAGACGCCCGCUGACAAGGGGAAGCAAUGCAAGACCGUCCUCCAAAAUGCAGGCACCAACGGCUGCGGGGACGCCGUCUCCGGUAAACCUCCAAUGGGACGCAGAGACACCUCCACCCCGCCUCCAGCGCCACCCGGCGGUGUCCUGGUUCAGCGGAGUCAGGUCUGCCUCUCCACCUUCUACAAAGAGUGCGCGGAGUCGGCCGACUCCGAGCCGGACUGCAGCUGCCAGCCGGCAGAGAGAGACAGCAGGCCUGUAGCAACGCGCGACUCGGCCAGCAAAAAUAAGGUCGUAGACGAGAACUACAACAACGUCUCCUCCCCGAGCCGAGGAGGUCUGGCAGGGAAACUCCAGCAGCUCCUCACUCCGACCAGACACAGAGUGUCUGUUCGACGAGCCGCCAGCGUGGACGACCGGCGACCAGGAGGAGGAGGAGGGAUAGGACGAAGGGUGUCGGAACAGAGGCAGUCCAGGAAAUCCCAAGUGGCUGAAUCACUGCUGAAAGCUAAGGACAGGCUGGUCAACGCUAACUCAGAGAGUUCGUUGUCUGUAGGAAGUGACCUCGACUUGACGGACAUGCCCAGUCCAGCCUAUCCUCUGCGUAGGUCCUGGGACGCCAAUCAAGAAGGGACAGGGCUCGAGGUGUUGAUGUCCAGCUGCUCUCUGUGUCGCAGCUGUAACUCGCUGGUUUAUGACGAAGAGAUCAUGGCUGGCUGGACGUCAGACGACUCCAACCUGAACUCGUCCUGCCCGUUCUGUUGCGCCUCCUUCGUCCCCUUCCUAAACGCAGAGAUCUGCGACAUCGGACCCCUCAGCAGUGCGGAACGCAGCAACUGGAACACAGAGGACGAGGUGGAGAGCGCGAUUCGUCCCCCCAGCAGUCAGGAGGCAUCCCUGCAACACCAAUGUAAUGGUCUGAGCGAAGACUCCAGCUCCGAGACCAGCAGCUACUCCGAGAACAGCAGAACUACCACGGGUUCGUCAGUAGGCGGGGCUCCCCAGGUGACCGUGGCCUACCUGAGCCCUCUGGUUCUGAGGAAGGAGCUGGAGAGUCUGCUGGAGAAUGAGGGCGAGGCGGUCCUGGCCCAGCCUCAGUUCCUGGAGAACCACUCCAUCAUCUUCUGGAACCUGGUCUGGUAUUUCCAGCGCCUCGGUCUGCCUAGUAACCUGCUGCAGCUGGUCAGAGCCUCACCGCUGGUCAGCCAGUUCACACAGUUGGAGAGCUCAGCAGUGAGAGUGAGGCUCCUCUGGGACACCCUGACCCCUGACACAGACCAGUGGCCCCCCCUCUACAUCCUCUGGAGGAUCCACAGUGGCGUCCCAAUGCGAAGCUUCAGCUGGCGGAGACACAGCCACCCGUUCACCCUGUCCUUCCUGGAGGAGGUGCUGCGGUGGGUCGGAAUGAACGAGGUGCACAAAGCAAUCACCCUCUUUCUGGACACGCUGGCCAAACAUCCGGGUUCCCCCUGGACACAGAGGAGUUUGUACAGAGAGUUCCUCUUCCUCACGCUGGCAGCUAUGGGCAAAGACCACGUCGCUGCAUUUGAUAAAAAGUACAAGGCGGCGUACUCACGGCUCAGCAGCACACUGGGUCGAGAGGAGCUCCGUAAGAAGCGAGCUCAGCCUCCCAGCCCCAAAGCCAUCGACUGCAGACGCAGCUUCCACCCGUCGCUCGAAUGCUGAUCAUCCAGGAGACGAACGUCCCUGAUGACUCAUGCAGCGUUCGUCCCUGUGAGGGGAAGAGGAGGAACAGCAAACCUAUGAUCCCUGCUGCCUUCACCUGCUUGUAUUCUUCACCUCGCCGCUGCUCCCCAAGUGGAUGUCGGAGUGACACGCUCCUCCCUGUCCUCCUUACCUCUGUUUGCCUCGUCGAUGUGAAUCCAGCAGCUAUUUGUCUCCAUUAAAGAUCCUGAACGUUGAUCCGGCUGCGGCAGAUGGAGUUGCUCGUACAGAAACGCACAUAAAGCGAUAACACUCUGAGCUGAGAUCAGUCCGUCAGGUGGAGUCCUGCAUCGUCUGAAGGCAAAGAUAACUGGCCUGAGCUCGGGUUCGUGCAUGUCCAGAGGGAUCAGCUGUGUCGGUGCAAAGUUUUGGUUUUAACCUGUUUUUGGAAAAAAUUCCCAACAAGAUGAUUCAAACCAGGACCUGAAAGUCCGUGCAAGCGCAGAGGGAAUCUUCUGGACGAUUGAAAGGGGGGGAAAUUUUAACCACAACAUUGUAGGACAUUAGAUUAAAUGAUCAAGGAAGAGGUUUAGGAUUUUAAUAGAAGAUUAAAAAGGCAUGAAACACUCCAAAUGCAACCCAAAAAGAAGCUGCAGACUUCAAACUCCAGGAAACUUUUCUUUGUGUAGCAGAGUGGUUUCUCUUUCUACAAGGGAAUAAAGUCUGAAAUCAAUGUUCAUUUUCAAGAAAGUCGAGGAAAUAACCAAACAAGAAGCUGAGAUUAACUAGACAAACUCCCUGAAACUUAUGAUCAUUUGUUGGGAAUCUAGAAGGCCGACAGCUCAAUGUGAAGCUACUGAGAGUUGAUCUCUCCCAGCAUAAUUAAAGAAGCGUUUUUUUAAAGUCAGAAGACAUCAGUCAUUCAACACCUGAGAAAACAAGAAGUCAAGACUUUUACACUCCCGGAAACUACAGAUCUUUUUGUUGGGAGCCUUCCCGAGGUUCAAAGACUGUCAGACAGUUUUUAAUAUGAAGCUACAAGAUAUUUUAAAGGAGCUUUUUCCAGUGUGAUCAUGAUGGCCCCCUUAUGCUUUUGGACAUUGGGACUGAAAAAGACGGCGCCAACGUCUCAACAUUUGUAGGACACAUCAGCUUUGGUUGGAAAAUAAGUUCAGCUUUGGACGGUCAGGUCAGAACUUGUUGUCCAUCCAUCCAAACACAGGAGGAAACUCUUAGUAUCUCUGCAUCUACAAGUUAAUUAUCGUCUUAGCUAGGUUCUUGAUCACUGCCCACAUCUCCCCAGUUUUUCCGGUACUUCAAACAGGUUGUUGUGGACCGCUGUUUCCCCGGUUAGAGCCAAUCAGAGCUUUGUAGGCGUCAUAUUUCUGUGCCAGACUAUUAUAUAUACAGUCUAUGGCCAGAACCAGAAAGUCUUCCUCAGAAAUGGUGGCAGGUGUGGAUGAGAUCUUUGCAGCUGUACAGGUUGUCAUGAACCAGCUUCAAGUAACGACUCGUAAGUUAACAUAAUCCUUUUGAUCGACAUGACAUUUGCUCUCUACCACCGCCUCUGUCCAGUGGAAAUGACGGUGAUGGGAUGGAUACGUAACCCUCCAGCUGAUUAGUUAGAGCUAAUAUGUGAAAACAAAUUGACAAUAGAGAGCCUCGCCCUUCCGGUUGACCAAUUCAGGAAAAAAAUGUACGGUAGUCACGUGAUGUUUGUCAGUUUAAAAGAAAAUUUAAGUCAAUAAAGUCGUAGAUUUUUGUAACCGUCGAAGUACAAGACUGUGAAAAUAUAUAAUUACAAAGAUAUCAAAAUCAAAAGAUGCUUAUGUGACGUCAAAACUUUCUCUCAAUGAAGGAAGCUAACGUCACUGAAAUUACUAAAUCUCACAUUACUGAUGCUACUGAUGUUACUAAUGCAAAUGUCAGUGAAGGUAACGUUAUUAAUGCUAACGUCACUGAAGCUAACAUUGCUGAAUCUCACGUUACUGAAGCUCACUUUACUUAAGCUAUUGAGGUUUAUGUUAAUAUUACUGAAGCUAACGUUACUGAAGCCAACAUUACUAAUGCUAAUGUCACUGAAGCUAGCAUUACUAAUGCUAAUAUCACUUAAGCUAAAAUCGCUGAAGCUCACAUUACUUAAGCUACUGAAGCUAACAUUACUGUCACUCAUAUAUUGUGCGAGACGAGAGAUGUAGUUUGUUGAGAGGUUUCACACAAAAUUAAAUGUUGUUUUACAGUUUUCCAACAAUCGACUUUGUUGACAUAAAUUAUCUUUUAACCUGACAAACGUCAUGUGUGCAAUUAAGGACAUAAUUCAAAUGGGAUAAAAAGAUGAGUUGUCUCUCGUCGUUUAAUACCUUACCUUUUUUACAAAAUAAGGUCCCAUGAGGCAGAAGGUAGAGACUUGGGCUCUUUAUUCAUCUAUCAGUAUAAAUCACCAGAAAAACACAAAGAUUGGACAUGUUUGUGAAGCAAUGCAAUGUUUGUUUUUAUUCAUAUUUCCCGCCCCAUUCACUCAUGCAACCCCUUAGAUUUACCUUCAUACCUCAUGGCGGGGUCCCAACCCCUAGGUUGGGAAACCACUGCGUUAAGGAAGUGAUUUCUUUAAUAAAAGAUUUAGCAGCUCAGAGAGUCGUUGAAAAUUUCCAGCAGGAUUGAGACAGCUUAGUUGAAGAUGUGGUCUGGUUUCAAAGGGGAAACACCUGUUUUCCCAUCUGCAUCAACCAUACAUGAAAAAGGAAGUCAACACCACCGUCUCGGAUUGGAUCUGGUUCUUCUUCGGGACCAGGUAGAGGCUCACCUGCAAGACGCAGCAGUAUAAAGCUGUACUUGUGUCGAAGUGUUGUUUGACAUCAGCUUCUAGUUUUACCUUUCAAUUUUCCACCUGGAUGUUUUCUCAGAGUGGUUUUAUGUGUGGAAUUGAACAGUGCCGCCAUCUUGGCUUAUUUUGGACAUAAGGAUGACAGACAGAAAUAUGGGGGGAGUCAAAACUGUCUCACUGGUAACAUACCGUAUAAAAGCUUUUAGCAGCUGGAGACGUUCUAACUUCUGAUUAAUGUAAAUUACUGCUGAUGAUGACUUCUGUUUCAUAAUGUAAAAUCUGUAUUAUAGAAAUUGUAGAGUUAUUUAUGACUUUGUGAGAGCUCAUGUAAUAAUGGGAGUCUUCCAAUUAAAGGACAUUUUUCAUCAGCAGGUUAUCAAGAAAGUCUGUCUCCCUCUUCUGCCCCAUGGGACUAAUUUUGGAAGAAAUAUGUAGGGUAGUCGACGGCGAGGGACAACUGUUUUGAUCGCAUUUUGAAUUGAGUCCUGAAUUACAAACAUGUUUGUUAGUUUAAAAGAUAAUUUAUGUAAAGAAAGUCGCAGUUUUUCGUAAAACUGAAGUAUAGGACUGUGAAAAUACGUAAUUACAAAGACUACAAACCCAAAAGUCACGUAUGUGACGUCAUAACUUUUUCUCACAAUAAAUGAUGCAAACGUCACCGAAGCUAAUGCUACUGAAGCAAAGAGCUUCUAUGUGAAGAUGUGAUAUAUAACCUAGUGGUGGUGAUGGAGCAGUGGAUAAGACACAUGCCUUUGGUGUGAGAGACCCGGGUUCAAACACCCACCAAUGUGUCCUUGAGCAAGACGCUUAACCCCUAGUUGCUCCAGAGGCAUGCGAACUCUAUCUUAGAUCGGUAACGUUAACUCCGGCAACUGUGCUGUGAACCUAACCUCCUCGGGAGGACCUAUCGGAACGCAUUUAAAAUGCAUGAAAAAUUUUAAAAUCGCACUUAGAUGGCCUAUUAGUUUUUUACCCAAACAUGAUCUUGAACAUGACCACGUUAUGAUAAUCUAUUAUCAAUGUAAGGACAGAUCUCCGCACAUCGUGGAUUUAUGCUCGUCCCAGCAUAAAAAUCUAUUUCCAUCUUUAGGUAACGUUGGCCUAUAACGCUGCGACUCUGUGGACCAUUUCACUGAAACACUCACUGUGGGCUACAUUAGGCUACUGCAGUAAUCAGUGUUUAAUAUGUAACCUAUAAAACUGAUCAAUGAACAGUAAUCUUUCAUAUUGAAGGCUAGUCACACUGAUUGGAACAUUCGUAGAACUGGAGAUAAUGUGACUAUUUGAGUGAGGAUGACUGUGGUGCCGCUGAAACAAACAGGCCUUAAUAAGGUUAAAAAGUGAGUUUUUCUUUAUUAGCUGCUGAUAGUCUGUGUUUUGUCAGCAUUAAUAAAAUACGAAAUGAGCAAG
Molecule: messenger RNA, 8975 nt
Organism: Micropterus salmoides (largemouth bass)
Lineage: Eukaryota; Metazoa; Chordata; Actinopteri; Centrarchiformes; Centrarchidae
Product: DENN domain-containing protein 4B-like
Exons: 29
Coding region: 218-4762 (1514 amino acids)
Biological process (GO): regulation of Rab protein signal transduction
Cellular component (GO): cytoplasmic vesicle
Molecular function (GO): protein binding
Source: RefSeq, a predicted model, not a curated record